UUAGUCAGCUUCUGGCUAUUAUCUAACAGUGGCGAAUAUUUUCCAUUCAGCUUCAGUCUGGACUUGUUACUCUUGCGUUUUUAACUUUAAUUUUAAAUUACAAGUCCACAGUACGUUGCACUUCUGAUCUUCGUUUGUUUGCGCGACUUGCUACCCGGUCGGUGUCGAUAGCUCGCAGCUGGACAGAGAUGAGUAGUCCCGAUGCGGGUUACGCCAGCGACGAUCAGACCCAGGCUAGGUGCGCGUUGUCAGUCAUGAUGCCUGGAAUGGGACACUGUCAAUGGGCAGACCCCCUGAGCCCUUUGGGAGACACCAAAGGAAAGAGCGAGUCGUGUGCUUCCAGCUCCGGGAACCAGAAUCGCGGGAAGACUGAGCCGCGGAUCCGGCGACCCAUGAAUGCGUUUAUGGUGUGGGCAAAGGAUGAGCGCAAGCGACUGGCACAACAAAAUCCGGACCUGCACAAUGCGGAGUUGAGCAAAAUGUUGGGGAAGUCGUGGAAAGCCCUCCCUGUGUCUGAGAAGCGUCCCUUCGUCGAAGAGGCCGAGAGGCUCCGCGUUCAGCACAUGCAGGACCAUCCCAACUACAAGUACAGGCCACGGCGGCGGAAGCAGGUGAAGAGGAUUAAACGCCUGGACUCAGGGUUCCUGGUCCACGGCGUGUCCGACCACCAGAGCAACUCCCUGGGCGUGGACGGCCGGGUGUGCAUGGAGGGCCUCGGACUGGGCUACCACCACGAGCAUGGCUACCAGGUGUCUCCCCAGUCCCUCGGACACUACCGCGACGCCCAGGCCCUCGGGGGGCCUUCCUACGAGCCCUACAACCUGCCCACCCCGGACACGUCCCCCCUGGACGCGGUGGAGAACGACUCCAUGUUCUUCCCCGGCCACUCUCAGGAGGAGUGCCACGUGAUGCAGGGGUACGCCUACCACACCCAGGGGGCAGAGUACCCCCAGGACCCCCACCCUAACCACCAUGCCAACCCCAUGCUCCACAGACACUUCUCGCCCCCAAGCGAGCAGCAGCAACAGGUCUCCCAGGCCGGCCCCGUCCCCCCCACCUUCAACCAGCUGGCCAUGUAUUACAGCCAGCACUGCAGCCCCAGCCACUCCAAGCGACACCUAGGCCACGGGGCAGGACAGCUCUCCCCUCCCCCAGACUCCCACCCUCAUUCUGGAGACCAGGUGGAUCAGAUGCACCCCUCAGAGCUGAUAGGGGAGCUGGACCGCAGUGAGUUUGAGCAGUACCUGAACUCCUCCAGACCCGGGGACAUGACAGGCGUGUCUUACGGGGCGCACGAGGCCAACAUGCAGGGACCCGAGAGCCUGAUAUCCUCUGUGCUGUCCGACGCCAGCACAGUGUUCUACUGCAACUACAACUCCUAACCUUCUGUUCUGCUGCCUAGUGUUGAAACUAUCACAGCACAUAACCCGACCUCAAAUGUCUCUCCGUCUUCUUUGUCUAUUUUUGUCCUCUGUCUCUCCCUCUUCUGCCUCUCUCUCAGUCUCUCUCUUUCUUUCUCUUUCAUUUGGAGACCAGUGGGAACAGUGAGAGCUCUUUAAUUUUAGGGUUUAAAUGCAGUAUGUUGUUUUGUGUGUGUGUGAAGGACGUUCAAUGUGAGCCGAGAAGCCGUAGAAAGUUUUGAAUUGUGUUAACGAUUGUUCACAUGCUGGUUUCAGACUUUUUUGUUGUUCCCUUCUUUUUUUGAAGAGGAAACAUUUUGUGAUAUUAAAUAAUGUACAGUUACUAUUAUUGAAGGCUUUAUGUAUAGAUGUUUUUAUACUUUUGCACUUUUGAAAAAUAAAGUU
Molecule: messenger RNA, 1805 nt
Organism: Esox lucius (northern pike)
Lineage: Eukaryota; Metazoa; Chordata; Actinopteri; Esociformes; Esocidae
Gene: sox17
Product: SRY-box transcription factor 17
Exons: 2
Coding region: 189-1382 (397 amino acids)
Biological process (GO): positive regulation of transcription by RNA polymerase II; vasculogenesis; anatomical structure morphogenesis
Molecular function (GO): RNA polymerase II cis-regulatory region sequence-specific DNA binding; DNA-binding transcription activator activity, RNA polymerase II-specific
Source: RefSeq, a predicted model, not a curated record